CCGCCAUGUUGCUAGGCGACAACCAUAAACAGAGCUGGCGGCAGAGGCCCGGGUCGAGGCGCCGCCUGGACACCGGUGCAAGAGGUCGGGCGGCAGGUAAGCGUAGCCACGGUAAAUAGUGCACUCAAAACUGGACGUAGAAGAAAAAUAACCUUCAAAUGGAUGCGCAGAAGUAGAAGAGUUUUUUUAAAACUUCAAACUUUUCAGCCAUCCAAUAUGGAAGAAAUUGCAGUCAAAGUUGCUGUGAGGAUUCGGCCACUCCUUCCAAAAGAGAUCCUUCACAACCAUCAAGUUUGUGUUCGAGUUGUUCCAAACACACAACAGGUUGUGAUUGGGAGAGAUCGUGCUUUCACAUUUGAUCUUGUAUUUGGACAAAAAUCAUCACAAGAAGAUGUAUACUCAGCCUGUGUAAAGCCUUUGGUGACAUCAGCAGUUGAAGGUUACAAUACCACUGUUUUUGCUUAUGGACAGACAGGAUCGGGAAAAACAUACACAAUUGGAGGUGGACAUGUUGCCUCAUUUUCUGAUGAGUUGAAAGGGAUUAUUCCACGUGCCAUUAAUGAGAUCUUCCAAAACAUUAUGGAAAAUGAUAAUAUAGAUUUUAGUGUGAAAGUAUCCUACAUUGAAGUGUAUAAAGAAGAACUACGGGACCUUUUGGAGUUACAAAGCACCAGCAAAGACAUCCAUAUUCGAGAAGAUGAAAAAGGAAACACAGUGAUCAUUGGGGCUAAGGAGUGUGAGAUUGAGACACCAGAUGAAAUGAUAAGUCUUUUGGAGUCUGGCAAUGCAGCUCGUCACACAGGCACCACCCAGAUGAAUGAACACUCCAGCCGAUCACAUGCCAUUUUCACGAUGUACCUUAAUCAAAAACGGCCUAAAAAUGAGCCACAAUCAAAUAAUAAUAGUGAAAAUAUUAUAGAAGAAUCACGGAUGUCAUUUCAGUUGAUCUCAUCCAAAUUUUGCUUUGUUGACCUUGCCGGUUCAGAAAGGGUUACGAAAACAGGGAACACUGGUGAACGAUUUAAGGAAUCAAUUCAAAUAAACAGUGGUCUCUUGGCGCUUGGGAAUGUGAUUAGUGCUCUUGGAGACCCAAAGAGAAAAAGUAUACACAUUCCAUAUAGAGACACUAAGAUAACUCGUUUGCUUAAGGACUCUCUUGGAGGGAAUGCCAAAACUACAAUGAUUGCCUGCAUUAGCCCUUCAUCGUCAAACUUUGAUGAAUCCCUUAACACUCUAAAGUAUGCCAAUAGAGCCAGAGACAUAAGAAAUAAACCGAUUGUAAAUUAUGACCCGGACUGGGAUCGGAUAGAUGAAAUGGAACUACAAAUUAAAACACUUCGGGAGGCGCUGCAGAAUCAACGGACAAAUCUACUUACUCAUGCCAACCAAACUUCACAAGACUUGUUAAGUCAGGACAAAAAACGGAUCAAUUAUCUGGAAGAGCAGAUGGCCCAUCUACAAGUGGAAAGCUAUCAUUAUAAACAUUGCAUAGAUGAAGCUUUACACUUCCUUUUGGAAGUUAGAGAUACAAAUAGUUUGAAAGUAAGCCAACAGCAAAAAAUAGAGGAGUGGUUCAAUCUGGUAGAGGAGCUGCAAAAUGAAUUGACUGACACAAAUGGUGUCGAGAGUGUAGUUGGAAAUGGAGGACAAGAUUCUCUUCACAUUACAAUAUUUCAGUUGAAAAGAGAAUUGAAGAAAUGCCAGGAUAGCCUGGCUACAGAUGAAGAAUUACUCAGUCAAAAAGCAGUGGAGUUGAAGGAAACACAGGAGGAAAUGCAGGCAUUCGAACAGGAAAAAGUGGAAUUAUUAGAAACUUUAAGAGAAUUACAAAAUAUAUGCCACACUCAAAAUGAUAAAAUUAUUGACCAACAGCUGAUUAUUGAUCAACUCCAGAAAGAACUACAGGUCAUUAAAUCUGACAGUGUUUCAACUCAUAGACAUUCAAAUGAAGCAUCUUUAGCUGUGACCUUAGCAAAAAGACCUCACAGUGUGCCAUUAUCAAAACUUCAUCUGAAAUUUUUCAACAUAAUACAGGCCCAUCAAGCUGAAUCCAGCACAGACUCCAGAAAGGUGCACACAAGCCCACCUUCAAAUGCCCUAGACAGGGUGAUGGCAGAGUUUCGAACACGCACUCAGAUGUUACUGGAGCACCAUGAACAAGAGCAUGACGAGGCUCUUCAUAAAUUAGCUGAAGGUAGCAAUGAUGUGGAAGUAGAAGAGAAAGAAAAUAUUAAUGCUCAGCCUUCCAGGCUUUUAAGAAAUCGGACGUGGACUCAGAAGCAAACCUGUGUGAUGAGUAGCAUGAAGUUUUUAAAAAAGAACUUCCAAGUGGACUAUCAAGAACAAGAUGAAAAUGAAACAUACUUUGAGUCACAGAAAGUCUUACAAAAUAAUUCCUCCUCUGAGACUGCCCGUUUGCGUGAAAGCCAAGUAUUAAACAUGAAGAGAUUGAAGACUGUAGAUAUGGAUGUGGCUCAUUCUAAGCAAAAAAUAAGAGAACUUGCCAUCAACAUUCGCAUGAAGGAAGAGCUCAUCAAAGAAUUGGUUAAAACAGGUAAAGAUGCUCAAGCUGUGAACCGACAGUAUUAUCAAAAGAUUACUCAGUUAGAACAAGAAGCCGAGCAUGCUAAGACUGACCUCACUGAAGCUCAAAAACAACUACAGGGACUCGAGAACAAAGAGCUCAGGGACGCUGCAGAGAAAGUAAAAUUGCAGAAGGAAUUCCGCAAGAAGAUGGAAUGUGCCAAAGUUAAAGUACAGACCCUGCAAAAGAAAGAGCGGGAAACGAAGAAGCUGUAUUCCAUGUCAACACAGAGUGAGAAACGGUUGGCCCAAUUGAGCCAGAAUGUAGAAAACAUGAAACAACAACAACAGCUACUCCAGAAAAAACUGCAAGAAGAAAGUGAAAAAAAAAGAAAAUUGGAAACUGAGAUUCAAAGAGAUCAACAACGAAUCAAAGAGCUGGAAUUAAAGCAUGAGCACCAGCAGAAAAUCCUGAAAAGAAAAACUGAAGAGAUUACCCAUCUGAAGAAAAAGAAUUACUCACAUAUUAGUACACAGGAGCAGCAGAGGAUUGAUGAGCAACGUAAAUGGUUGGAUGAGGAAGUGGAAAAGGUUCUGCACCAAAGACAAGCUUUAGCUGAGUUAGAAGAGGAUUUGAGAAAAAGGGAAGUUAUUGUAGACAAAAAGGAGGCACUAUUGCAGGAGAAAAAACAAUUAGAAAUCAAAAAGUUGCGUUCCAGCCAGGCUUUGAACAAAGAUAUUUUUAAUGUAUCUACUCGUUUAAAGACAAUAGAAAAAGAAUUAUCAGACAAGAGUUUUCAACUUCAAAAUAGUACCAUAGAAGAAAGUAAAACCAUCUCUGAAGAGAUACAAAUACUUCAACAGGAACGAAUUCAGCUUCUGAAAAGAAGGCAUUGUCUGGAUGAGAAACUAGAGCUAGGGAAUGUUCUUUCACCUGAGGAGGAGCGAGUACUACUCCAAUUAGAUGAAGGUAUUGAAGCAGUGGAUGCUGCUAUAGAAUACAAAAAUGAAAUAAUUCACAAUCGCCAGCAUUCAAUGAAAGCCUCAGACGGUAACCUUUCCCAAAAUGAGGAGAAUGUGAUGUUUAAACUAAGUGCCUUAUCGGCUGCUGAGACAAGAGUUCUUCUCUGCAGAUAUUUUAAUAAGGUGAUUAGCCUGCGUGAAAUUGAACGCAACUUGCAGGUUCAAAAUGCAGAAAUGUCCGAGAAAGUAACUGAACACGAGAACAUGGUCCAUGAAUUAGAAUCUGCAGUGGAGCGUUUGUCAAUGGAGAUAGAUCGACGACUGACAAUGCAACAGAAGGAACAUGAACAGAAAAUGCAGCUGGUGUUGCAGUAUUUUAAAGAGAAUACUGGUGAAGGCUCUGCAGAUGGCAUUAAGGCAUAUGAGUCAAAAAUUCAAGUGCUGGAAAAAGACUUGUACUUUUAUAAAAAAACAAGCAGAGAACUGAAAAAGAAACUGCGUGAAUUGGCUGAAUCACAGCCACAGAAUCAGCAAGUGGCAGCUUCAAGAAGUGAUGGUACUGGUGAUGGAGCAUUAAGUCCAAAAGGAGCAGAUAUUUAUACAAACGAUCAAAAGUGGGCUUCAAGACCAUACAAAAGUAUUGAAGAAUAUAAUAGUCUUCUGGCAACAUCUGGAGCAAACAGGAUCCAAAAUGUUUGGGAAGAAGUUUCUGAAACAGCUCACGUUUCCACAAGAAUGAUUUCAGAACAAGGAGAUUCCCUCAGUUCAGAAAUAAUAGAUGGCGCAGAACAAUCAAAAGGCUCGUCAUCCAAAGCUACUCAGAUAUUUGAAAAGCCAUCACAUAUUAUUACUCCUGUACGAUUAUCCCGCAAAGAUUUGCGGCAAAUUACUACAACACAAGUGUCCAUGAAGCGUUCAAGUUUCAGUAGCAGUGUGUGCUCUGUCCCUACAGAUUCUAUUGAGAUAAGUAGAAAAUCUCUGGACUUAAAUACAUAGUACAGCAUUUUCUAGUUAUGAAUCUUGCACUGUUCUACUGGUACAACACAAACUAAUUAUUAGUAUGUCUAGCAAAAUAUACUCUUAAAAUGUGUGCUUUUGUAAGGGGAAGAUUCAUUAUGAACCUGUUACUUAUUCCAAAUUUCACAUGAUGGGAGUUAGAACAUUUGCUAAAUUAAGAUCACCAGCAGAAUCAAAAAGACUCCAAGCAAUGUUGCCUCUCUAGAUUUCGGCAAAUAGCUUCUGAUGACUACUGUAUGAUAGUUAUCUGUCAAUUCAAGACAGCAUUGUCAGAAGACUAAUUGAUGUUAUGUGGGGGAACACGACCAUUCAAAACAGAGGGAAUAAAACAAUGAUCAAUGCAUUGUUUGAAGGGCUAACUGAAAAUAAAUCCUAUUCAUAACUGGCAUGCACUUAAUCACAAAAUAACUAUAUUCCAAGCGUGUGGAAUCUGAAAAAGCUAUUCUAUUAAUUAAAAAAAAAAAUAGGGGUUUUUUUUUACACAACCAAUUUGGGCUAAAUUUAAUCAGCUGCCCAUAACUGAUGAACAAAUUAAUAGAUAGUAAACAUUUUUUUAGUUUCUUGCUUGAAGAAUACGAGGAUUGAAAUUAGUACCACAGGCAGAAACAACAGCCUAUAAUUUCCAUCAAAACCACUUACUAAAAGUGUACUGAAUUUGUAGUCCUGUAUACUGUACCUGCAGGUAACAGGAUAAUUUUCAACUUUAAUGCUUGUGGUUCAAGUCUCACUCCAGCAUUUGUCUAUAAACUUGUUACUAGUGCAAUAUACUACAUAUUAUUGGUGAUCCAAUAAGACAUUGAAAUACAGCCUCAUCAGGUGGUUCAGGUGGAUAUGAACGGACCCAGGCCACGAUUUGUUGAAGAUUAUGAGUAUUCUCAUGAUAUGUUGCCCGUCUAUCUUCUCUCCCCCCACAAAGAGCUCAGUUCCAGUUAUCAGAAACCUCCAACCUUGAUCUAUCCUUAUUUUGAUCAUACAUUGCAUUGAACACAACAGUGGUUUCAAAAACUGUAGCUGCAGCAGAAAAUGUUAUGGUUAUGGUUGGGACACAUUGUUGAGACAAACCAGAAGCAGUUUUAUUUUCCAUAGGUCGUACGAUACCUGAUCCCUGGAUGUGCUUGAAUUACAUUGUAAUAAUAUAAUGAUGAUGAUAAUAUUGCAGAGUUUUUGAACACUCAUUUUGUUAACAACAUGGAAUUUCUUAACAUGGCUCAAGCAAAAAUUGCAAUAUCAAAACAAAAUCAUACUAGCAGGAAAUAGGACCUUGGGCUCGCAAGUAUCCACAACCAAUUAAGAAUGCUGUUUGAUAUUUUCCACGUGUACAGUGAAUGUACCAUUAUGUUUCAAAUGUAGCACACAUCUGUUCUUUAUAGUGCCGUGGUAUGUAAUUCAAUGUUCCAAAUAUUUUGUUCACUUUUGUACUUUAAUAAGUGUCGUAUCAUUCCAGUUCAAUGGUUUGUUAAAAUAUUUUGUGAUUGCACUUGUUAAUUUUAUUUUAAUAAAAGGUUUUUUGUACUUGUAUAGAAAAUAUUGUAAUAUAGCCUUUUGCUUCAGAAUUGAAUCUUAAGGAAUUAGUUGCUGGAAGCUCAUUAAUGAUUAUUUAUGGUUUAAUGUCUAAGAUAAUCUGUCUUAAAUAAAAAGAUAGAAAAUAGGUGAAUAUGAUUAAUUCUUCAUUUGAGAUUUAUUUUCAGUGAGUGUAAUCAUAGUGCAAUUGUAACAUUUAAAUAAUCGUAAACUAUCAAUGCGUUUUGAAAUCAAUUUUACUCAGAUGCAAGCUAAGGAAUGGGAUAA
This is a messenger RNA of Leucoraja erinaceus (little skate), 6291 nucleotides long. Its product is annotated as kinesin-like protein KIF27. The coding region runs from base 163 to 4482 and encodes 1439 amino acids. The record is from RefSeq and is a predicted model, not a curated record. Gene Ontology annotation, molecular function: microtubule binding; ATP binding; microtubule motor activity. NCBI's taxonomy places the organism in Eukaryota, Metazoa, Chordata, Chondrichthyes, Rajiformes, Rajidae. The transcript has 18 exons. Gene Ontology annotation, biological process: microtubule-based movement; mitotic spindle organization.